Paramisgurnus dabryanus is the source of this 655-nucleotide messenger RNA. NCBI's taxonomy places the organism in Eukaryota, Metazoa, Chordata, Actinopteri, Cypriniformes, Cobitidae. The record is from RefSeq and is a predicted model, not a curated record.
AUGGCUACAAUCAAAGACCCAAUGAUGCUUCUUCGUCAUCUCAAGGACAAUGAUAUUAUUACAGAAAACCAAUUUAAAAUAUAUGAGCUCAAUAGCAAUGAAGACAGUGUGUACAAACUUUUGGAGUUUAUUGAAAGCCGUAAACAACCUCAUGUUGAAAAGUUCUGGAAGUGUGUGAACCAGGAGCAUAUUUUGACAAGGUAUCCUGAACUGUCUGAACUGAUCAAAAAUGUAAACACGAGUGGCUUGAAGAGCAACAGUGAGAGUAACCAAGCUGGACCAUCAUCUCAGAGCACUAACACCCAGAAGACAGCUGGACAAAUAAAAAAAAAGGGAAAAAAGGAUCUCAACACCUUGAUUAAGCACAAGAAACUGCUGCCUGUAACAUGUGGGGAUAAAAAAGCUGUACUGGUCAGAAAAAGACUCUUCAAUGAAAAGAAUUUUAUUUCCAUUGGGGGAAAGUACAUAACCCCUGGAGAACUUGAGAAAUUGGGUGGAAAGGGGACACAAAAAGACUGGAAAAAAAGCAUAAAAUGCUAUGGAUACACCCUUAAGACUCUCAAUAAGAUGGGUCUUUUAAAGUUGCCUAAACUUACAGGAAUGAAGGUUACCGCCCGUAAAUGAUAUUUUCAUUUAUUCUAAUUUCAUACUUCAU